Aureococcus anophagefferens is the source of this 225-nucleotide messenger RNA. RefSeq lists its product as hypothetical. The record is from RefSeq and is a predicted model, not a curated record. Gene Ontology annotation, cellular component: nucleus. Gene Ontology annotation, biological process: regulation of DNA-templated transcription. The transcript has a single exon. Gene Ontology annotation, molecular function: DNA-binding transcription factor activity, RNA polymerase II-specific; RNA polymerase II cis-regulatory region sequence-specific DNA binding. NCBI's taxonomy places the organism in Eukaryota, Pelagophyceae, Pelagomonadales, Pelagomonadaceae. The annotation marks the transcript as partial.
UGGGUGCAGAUCGCGGAGCGCAUCCCUGGUCGCGACGGAAGCGGAAGACAGUGCCGCGCGCGGUGGCUGAACCACCUGGAUCCGUCCCUCGAUAAGAGCCCCUGGACGCCCGAGGAGGACGCGAUCCUGGUCAAGGCGCAUCAGCGCCUGGGAAACAAGUGGGCAAAGAUUGCGGAAUUGCUGCCCGGUCGCGGGGGUGCCGCGAUCAAGAACCGCUGGCAUAGU